Messenger RNA from Triticum aestivum (bread wheat), 1221 nucleotides. RefSeq lists its product as uncharacterized. The record is from RefSeq and is a predicted model, not a curated record. The transcript is spliced from 2 exons. NCBI's taxonomy places the organism in Eukaryota, Viridiplantae, Streptophyta, Magnoliopsida, Poales, Poaceae. The coding region runs from base 1 to 1041 and encodes 346 amino acids.
AUGCUAGUUCAUCACACGAUGCAGACUGAUCUGAAUAACAUCAUGGCAUCAUCCUUCUUCUUUUUGAGAGUGGCACUCUUGCCCUGUCCCUGCCAUAAUCUUGGAGGACGGCCUCGACUCGUCGCUACUUUGGUGCAGACUAUGAGAGGCUUGCUUAAAGUCGCUGCUCCAGACGGGCCACGCUUAAGAUGGCUGGAGCCCGCGGCCAACAUGCUUAAGAAGUUCCUUCAUCUCGUGUUCCACUCACGUGGAUGGGUAAGAGCGGUCGACUGUCGAGCAGGGACAAUUGCCGUUAUCAGAGACACACAAGGAAGGGUUGUUGAGCUCCUCAGACCGUUCCAGGGUCAGAAGAUUACCACACUACCUGAGGCUCCUUGCCACAAUGCGGAUGAACUACUCACUGGUGGGCUGGUUCCAGGGGAGGCUGGCGCAUUCAAGUUCUUCCUUCUGUUCAGAGGCAUAGGACAGAUGGAGCAGCUGUCUCUGAAGACAUUCAGUUCUGUUACAGGACUGUGGGAGGUGCAGCAGAUGGGCUCCGCAUUUAUGCUAUCCACAACAUUGGCACCCAGGGCUGUGUUUGCAUCAGGGAGGCAUUAUAUCCUUGAUCAUCAGAAUAUGAAGCUAUUAGUUGUGGACAUCGAGAGCCAUAGGACAGAUACCAUUGCGCUCCCUGCAAACCAGGUCCAGAACAAACUGUGCGAUGAUAACAAUACACUUGCUGUCUCUAGAGGGGGGGAGCUCUACUGGGUUGUGCUGGAUGGAUUCUUCAUCAAGUUCUUGGUGUUGAGUGGUUCCGAGUGGGUCCCAAGAUGGAAGAGGAUGAUACCGGACCAUGUCCCUAGCAACACUCGUCCAGUCCAGCUUGGUGGGCAUGCUGCGAGCAGUGGGGUCGUUCUUAUGAGGUGCUCCCGCCAGGUUUUCGCCAUCGACGUCGAGGACGGCGGUCUGGUAAAGUUCAAGGACUGCCCGGAUGAUAGCGACACUUUUUUCUCAUUCGAGGUGAUUCGUCAUGUCAUUGCCGACCACGUGCGUCGGAUGUAAAACUCUGCUUUUGGGCUCAACUUCAGUUACUGUGUUGUCACCUCUGAAGCAACACAAUUUUGUAGGAGUAGUAGUAUGUUGCUGAUUCGCAUGUAACUCUGCUCUCGCUGAAAUUCAGCUACAGUGGUUCCAACGAAUUGUGUAUAUUGCAGUAUGUAGUGUACUUGCUUGCAAUCUACU